Lolium rigidum is the source of this 1434-nucleotide messenger RNA. Its product is annotated as 7-deoxyloganetin glucosyltransferase-like. The record is from RefSeq and is a predicted model, not a curated record. Gene Ontology annotation, molecular function: UDP-glycosyltransferase activity. The transcript has 2 exons. Lineage: Eukaryota; Viridiplantae; Streptophyta; Magnoliopsida; Poales; Poaceae. The coding region runs from base 1 to 1434 and encodes 477 amino acids.
AUGGCGCCGAGGCCGCACGCCGUGGUGUUGCCGUACCCAUUCUCCGGCACCAUCAACCCGGCGCUGCAGGUCGCCAAGCUGCUGCACCGCCGAGGCGUCUACGUCACCUUCGUCAACACCGAGCACAACCACCGCAAGGCCGGCGCCGACGCCGUGCGCGGCCACGACGGGUUCCGCUUCGAGUCCAUCCCGGACGGCCUGGACGAGGCCGCCCGCGCCGUGCAGGACUACGGGCGCGGCCUCUGCAUCUCCACGCGCACCCGCUGCGCGGCGCCGCUGCGGGACCUCGUCGCCAGGCUCAACGCCACGCCCGGCGUGCCGCCCGUGACCUGCGUGGUACCGGCGCUCAUGAGCUUCGCGCUGGACGUGGCGCGGGAGCUGGGCGUCCCGAGCGUGGCGUUCUGGGGCGGUAGCGCGGCGUCGCUCAUGUGCCACAUGCGGCUCCCGGAGCUCCAGGACAGAGGCUACCUCCCUCUCAAAGAUGAGAGCUGCCUGACGAACGGCCAUCUGCUGCAGACGACGCUCAUCGACUGGAUCCCCGGCAUGCCGCCGAUCAGCCUCGGCGACGUAUCCAGCUUCGUCCGCACCACCGAUCCGGACGACUUCGAACUCGAGUUCAACCAGUCGGAGGCCACCAACUGCGCCAAGGCCGGCGCCCUCAUCCUCAACACCUUCCAAGACCUCGAGGCCGACGUCCUCGCCGCGCUCCGCGCCGAGUACCCGUGCAUCUACACCAUCGGCCCACUGGGAUCCCUCCUCAACCAAGGCACCGUCGCCGGCGACGGAAAAGACUCGUCCUCCACCAGCGGCCUGAGCCUGUGGAAGCAGGACACCGAAUGCCUCACGUGGCUGGAAACGCAGGAGGCAAGAUCCGUCGUGUACGUCAACUUCGGCAGCCACACGGUGCUGACACCGGCGCAGCUCGCCGAGUUCGCGUGGGGCCUCGCGGACAGCGGCCACGCGCUGCUCUGGUCCAUCAGGGAGAACCUCGUCCCCGGCGGCGGUCUGGCCGCGCUCCCGCCGGAGUUCGCCGCCGCGACGGCGGGCCGGUGCCGCCUCACCACGUGGUGCCCGCAGGAGCAGGUGCUGCAGCACCCGGCCGUGGGGUGCUUCCUCACGCACAACGGGUGGAACUCCACCUGCGAGAGCCUGGCCGCCGGCGUGCCCAUGGUGUGCUGGCCGGGAUUCGCCGACCAGUACACCAACUGCAAGUACGCUUGCGAGGUGUGGGGAGUGGGCCUCCGGCUUGACGACGAGGUGAGGAGGGAGCAGGUCGCCGGCCACCUCAGGCGGGCGAUGGAGGCGGAGGAGAUCAGGAGCAGCGCCGCAGCGUGGAAGGCCAAGGCGGCAAAGGCCGCCGCCCCCGGCGGGUCGUCUUAUCAGGACCUGCAGAGGAUGGUCAUGGCGCUCAACUCUGUAACUGAUCGGCUCUAG